Molecule: messenger RNA, 219 nt
Organism: Oppiella nova
Lineage: Eukaryota; Metazoa; Arthropoda; Arachnida; Sarcoptiformes; Oppiidae
Source: the annotation of a GenBank genome assembly
AUGACUUUGAGCGAGUUGGUGACAUUUAUUGAAAAUGAUCGCAAUCAGCAAAAAGAUGCCAAAGAUCAAGAUGUUGAACAAGAGAAGUUAGAUCAACUUUUAAAUCGCUUAUUACAAGAUUUAUCGGUUAAAGCAGCAUCACAACUGGCUGCGGAUCUAACAGGCAUCAAAAAGAAAAUCGCUUAUCAACGUGCUUUAGAGCUGACUAAUCAACAAUAA